Molecule: messenger RNA, 3192 nt
Organism: Linderina pennispora
Lineage: Eukaryota; Fungi; Kickxellomycota; Kickxellomycetes; Kickxellales; Kickxellaceae
Product: leucyl-tRNA synthetase
Exons: 6
Coding region: 1-3192 (1063 amino acids)
Biological process (GO): leucyl-tRNA aminoacylation
Molecular function (GO): ATP binding; leucine-tRNA ligase activity; aminoacyl-tRNA deacylase activity
Source: RefSeq, a predicted model, not a curated record
AUGGCUGAGACUGCGAACGACCAGGCCAAGAAGACGGUCAAGCGUGAUACGCUGAUGGACUUUGAGAAGAAGUGGCAGAAGGACUGGCAGGAGAGCCGUGUCUUUGAGAUCGACAUGCCCGAGGACGACAGCGUUGCGCCGGAGGAGCUGCACGACAAGUACCCAAAGUGGAUGGGCACCUUCCCGUAUCCGUACAUGAACGGCGCCCUUCACCUGGGCCACGCCUUUUCGGUGUCCAAGAUCGAGUUCGCCACUGGCUGGGAGCGCCUGAAGGGCAAGCGGGCCCUGUUCCCGUUCGGCUUCCACGUCACGGGCAUGCCGAUCAAGGCUGCUGCUGACAAGAUCGCGCGCGAAGCUCGAGAUGAGGACGAGCUGUCGGAGAAGGUCGACGACAUGUCGGUCAGCGAGAAGAAGCCGGAGGUCGGUGGCGGAUUCCACAGCAAAAAGACCAAGACCGCGGCCAAGUUUGGCGACAAGAAGUUCCAGUUCCAGAUCAUGCAGGCGCAGGGCAUGUCGAACGAGGAGAUUGCCAAGUUUGCCGACACCGAGCACUGGCUCAAGUACUACCCGCCCGUCGCCAUCGACGAUCUGAACGCCCUUGGCUGCAAGAUCGAUUGGCGCCGCGCCUUCCUGACCACCGACCACAACCCGUACUACGACUCGUUUGCGCGGUGGCAGUUUGAGCGCCUGCACGAGCUGGGCAAGAUCAAGUUCGGCAAGCGCUACACCAUCUGGAGUGCCAAGGAUGGCCAGCCGUGCAUGGACCACGACCGCCAGUCCGGCGAGGGUGUUGGCUCGCAGGAGUACACGGGCAUCAAGCUGCAGGUGCUGAACUGGAGCGACGAGGCCGAGGCCGUCCUGGCCGGCAAGAAGGUGUUCCUGGUCGCUGCUACGCUGCGCCCUGAGACCAUGUACGGCCAGACCAACUGCUUCGUCGGAACCAAGCUCGAGUACGGCUUCUUCCAGUCGCAGAACCCCGACGAGGGCCUGUCGCCUGAGGACGGCAAGACCGUCAAGCUGGGCUCGAUUGUCGGCAACGAUAUCAUCGGAACCAAGGUCGAUGCCCCGCUGGGCCAUUACAAGGACGGCGUGUACGUGCUGCCCAUGGAGAAUGUGCUGGCCACCAAGGGCACUGGCGUCGUCACCUCGGUGCCGUCGGACUCGCCUGACGACUUUGCUGCCCUGCGCGACCUGAAGAAGAAGCUGGAGUACUACGGCAUCAAGGCCGAGUGGGUCGAGGGCUUUGAGCCUGUGCCCGUGCUGUCCACCGCUGCCUAUGGCGAGAUGUCGGCACCCACGCUGUGCGAGCAGAUGAAGAUCUCGUCGCAGAAGGACAAGGACCAGCUGGCCAAGGCCAAGGAGGCGGCGUACAAGGAGGGCUUCUACAACGGCACAAUGACCGUCGGCGACUUCAAGGGCGAGUCGGUGCAGGAGGCCAAGAACAAGGUGCGCGACCUGCUGAUUGCCAACGGCCAGGGCUUCGCCUAUGCCGAGCCUGAGGGCCUGGUCAUGUCGCGUUCUGGCGACGAGUGCGUUGUUUCGCUGUGCGACCAGUGGUACCUGGACUACGGAGAGGCGUCGUGGAAGGCCAAGGCCGAGAAGUGUCUGGAGAACAUGAACACGUUUGGCGCCGAGACCCGCCACCAGUUCGAGCUGACCCUGGACUGGCUCAACAAGUGGGCCUGUGCGCGUACCUACGGCCUGGGCUCCAAGGUGCCCUGGGACCCGACCUACCUGAUCGAGUCGCUCUCAGAUUCGACUAUCUACAUGUCGUACUACACGGUUGCCCACCUGCUGCACCGCUCGCUGGAUGGCACCAAGCCGGGUCCGCUGGGCCUCACCCCCGAGGAUAUCGACAACGCUGCCUGGGACUACGUCCUGCUCGGUCGGCCCCUGCCGGCCGGCCAUGCCAAGGCUGCCGAGCUCGAGAAGCUGCGCCGCUCGUACCUGUACUGGUACCCGGUUGACGUGCGCAACUCGGGCAAGGAUCUGAUCCAGAACCAUCUGACCUUCUGGAUCUACAUCCACACGGCGCUGUUCCCCGAGAGCGAGUGGCCGCGCGGAGUCCGUACAAACGGCCAUCUGCUGCUGAACGGCGAGAAGAUGUCCAAGUCGACUGGCAAUACUCUGAGCCGCUACGGUGCCGAUGCCACGCGCCUUGCCCUGGCCGACGCUGGCGACAGCAUCGAGGACGCCAACUUUGAGGAGUCGACGGCCAACGCCGCCAUCCUGCGCCUGUACACCCUGCUCGAGUGGAUCACCGACGCGCAGAAGGCCCUCGUCGCGUCCGACAAGACGCCCGACCAGGCUGUGACGGUCGAGGAAGUCUCGCUGCGUCCGGCCAGCUCGCCGCUGACCACCAUCGAUCGCGUGUUCGAUGCCGAGAUGGACAAGCUGACUCUGCAGACUGGCGUCGCGUACGACGAGAUGAUGUACCGUGAUGCCCUGAAGAGCGGCUUCUACGAUUUCCAGAUCUCCCGUGACUGGUACCGCGAGGUCACUGCGGCCUCGGGCAUGCACCCGACCCUGGUGCGCAAGUGGAUCGUGCGCCAGAUCAUCCAGCUGAGCCCGAUCACCACGCACUGGUCGGAGCAGGUGUGGCGCGAUGUCCUGGGCAACCAGACCACCGUGCUGGACGCCCGCUGGCCCGCCGAUCUGCCUGCUGAGGCCGACCACAAGAUGCUGGCCACUGGCGAGUACAUCCGCAAGCUGGUGCGCUCUGUGCGCGACGCAGAGACCAACAUGCUCAAGAAGCAGAAGAAGCCCAAGAAGGGCGCUGCUCCGGCAGCCGAGUUCAACCCCAACGAGCCCAAGACCCUCGACAUCUACGUUGCCGCCGAGUUCCCCGAGUGGCAGGACAGCGUCAUGGCUGUGCUGCAGGACCACUUUGAUCCGGCCACGCGCACCUUUGCCGACAAGCAGAUUCCGGGCGCCUUUGGCAAGCUGGGUAUGCUCAAGAACAAGAAGGUCAUGCCGUUUGCGCAGGAGAUCAAGAAGCGCGUGCUGCUGAUCGGCGAGUCGGCGUUUGACCGCCAGCUGCACUUUAGCGAGCUUGAUGUGCUGGCCGAGAUCGUGCCGUACCUGAAGAAGUCGCUGGGCUACUCUGAGAUUUCUCUGAUCGAUCUGGCCAAGUCGGCUGCUGAGCUGGACGAGGCCCAGGCCAAGGCUGCUGAUUCUGCUGUUCCGGGCUGA